AUGGCCCCCCCGGGACCCCCCUAUCCCCCGCGCUCGACGGCGUGGCCCCGUCGGACGCUGCAGGAGGACGUGGGGGGGCCUCGCCCCCUCUGCUCCACGGGUCGGGGACGGUGCCCACGCCCUGACAGUGGCAGCGCGGGGAUAUCGGGGUCUCUGCUCCGCGGUCCCGCAGGCGAGGACGCGGGGGUGGCGCGGGGGCUGUUCCAGCGGGUGCGGGUGCUGUGCUGGGUGAUGACAGCGCCCCAAAACCUGGAGAGCAAGGCCCGGCACGUGCGGGACACCUGGGCGCGACACUGCAACGUGGCCCUGUUCGUCAGCUCCGAGCCCGCCCCGCACUUCCCCGCCCUGGGGCUGGGGGUGCCCGAGGGCCGGGGGCAGCUCUACCGCAAAACCGUGCGGGCUCUGCAGUUCGUGCACCGGCACCUCCGCGCCCGCGCCGACUGGUUCCUCAAGGCCGACGACGACACCUUCGUGCUGCUGGACAACCUGCGCUGGCUGCUGGCCGCCCACCCGCCCCAGCGGCCCCUCUACCUCGGGAAACGCUUCCGACCCUUCACCCGCCAGGGCUACAUGAGCGGCGGGGCCGGCUACGUGCUCAGCCGGGGGGCGCUGGCCCGCCUGGCCCCCGCCCUGGCCCGCGGCACCUGCGGCCACGGCGGCCCCGAGGAGGACGUGGCGCUGGGGCAGUGCCUGGAGCGGCUGGGGGUGGCCGUGGGGGACUCGCGGGACACGCGGGGACGGGAGACCUUCCACCCCUUCCCGCCCGAGAUCCACCUCACACACCGCUUCGCCCGCGGCUUCUGGUACCCGCGGUACUGCUGGUACCCCGUGGUGGAGGGCCCCCAGUGCUGCUCGGACCUGGCCGUGUCCUUCCACUACGUGUCCGGACAGGAGAUGUACGAGCUGGAGUACCUGAGCCAGCGGCUCCGCCCCUACGGCUACAGACCCCGCUACCGACCCGCCCUGAGCCCCCCCACCGCCCCCGGGACCCCCGCGGCCCCCAACGCCACCCGGAGCCACACAGGUCCCGAAGUUCCCGAACCCUGCCCGUCCCCCUCCCGGACCCCCCCGCGGUGA
Messenger RNA from Haemorhous mexicanus (house finch), 1077 nucleotides. Its product is annotated as glycoprotein-N-acetylgalactosamine 3-beta-galactosyltransferase 1-A-like. The record is from RefSeq and is a predicted model, not a curated record. The coding region runs from base 1 to 1077 and encodes 358 amino acids. Gene Ontology annotation, cellular component: membrane. The transcript is spliced from 3 exons. Gene Ontology annotation, molecular function: N-acetylgalactosaminide beta-1,3-galactosyltransferase activity. NCBI's taxonomy places the organism in Eukaryota, Metazoa, Chordata, Aves, Passeriformes, Fringillidae.